CCUCUGCUUACCCUUUACUCGGUCUCUCCCUAAGUGCUUGAAACCGCAUCACCGCAUCAACCUUCAACCAUGAGCGCAUCCACCGGGGAGGGUACUGGGGGCGGUGGGGACGGAGUCAAAGACGAAAAGUGGAGGGACCAGCCCGGUCAAUGAUGACAACGGUGCAGUGCCCGCAGAAUCCUGAGUUCGCGGACCCCGACCCGGAAUACAUAUACGAGUUUAUACUACCGGGCAAUUGCAUCAACUGGGACGAGGCGCUGCAAGACUUGGCUGCCAUCGUUCCCGGCGACGAAAACAACCGCCAGAUUUGCCUCUUCUUUCACCACGAAGUCUUUGUCGACAAGAUGAUCGAAAUGGUGAAAUCCGCACGCCUCCGGGGCAAAGCAAUCGUGCAUUUUUUGCGCUAUGUUGGGAUGUUUGAGACCCCAACGUCCACCCCUGCGGUUCGCCUUCACCAAGACUUGGCCACCACGGCGGCGCUCUUUCCAAAAGUGGGGCUUUGUCUGCAGGAGCUCGCAGCCGAUGAUGAGCGUGACAACAACCCUCAGUGGGCAGUGUAUGAGUUCACAAGCGUUCGAAUUCCCGCACAAAGCACUACCGAUCCGUCCGACGGUGGAUUUGUGGAAAGAACUUUGAUCUCGUUGUUCGGAUACGACAAUCUUGUCAACGUCCAGCAUGGGGGAUUCUUUGCCUCUUACGCGCCAAGCAUUGCACACCGGCAGCUUUUCCAAGGACUGAACACGUCGUUUGGACAGACCUUCGCGGCAACGGCUAUGAUUGGGAGACCGACGGGGACACAGUUCCUUUUCGAGGAUUUCCCACAAACCACCUACACCCCGCAGGUGGUAGCCCACUUCAACAACGUAUCUACAUUCAUCAGAAACAACCCUUCGACAUUAGCGAAUAUGGACUACGCUGAGCGUUGGAAUCAAUUCUUGAUCAAGAGUACGAUUUACCAGGUAUUUUAA
This is a messenger RNA of Fimicolochytrium jonesii, 968 nucleotides long. RefSeq lists its product as uncharacterized. The transcript has 2 exons. NCBI's taxonomy places the organism in Eukaryota, Fungi, Chytridiomycota, Chytridiomycetes, Spizellomycetales, Powellomycetaceae. The record is from RefSeq and is a predicted model, not a curated record. Bases 150 to 968 code for a protein of 272 amino acids.